AUGAAUAUCGUUUCUAAAUGCCGCCAUCCUCAUUUACUACAGUUUAACGGCGCCACCAAUGAUGAGGGAAACCCUCUGUUUGUGACCGAGCUGAUGGAGAAAAGUCUGCGCACUUUGUUGGACCAGCGGCAACUCUCCGAGACAGAAAUAGCCGUCAUUUCUCAGGAUGUAGCACGUGCCCUGAACUACCUUCAUCAAAAGAAACCAGAGCCUAUCAUUCAUCGUGACGUCAGCAGUGCUAAUGUGUUGGUAUGGCGACAAGGUGACCAAUGGAGAGGCAAAGUGUCAGAUUAUGGCACUGCUAAUUUUAUACAGCAGACCAUGACAGUGGCUCCUGGAGCUAUGAUUUACAGCGCACCUGAAGCACUUACAUCAAACCAAACCGUCAAGGUAAGUUUUAGUCUCUGUUCAAGACUGUUAUCAUUGGCAUAAUUAUUAAUAAGUGACCCUUACCCAAACCUCUUUCCAUACAUCGUAUAUCGGUCGUGGUAUCCUCUUUCCAUUGUUAUCGUCGGGGCUUACGGAAGAAGCAGUCGCGUGAGGUUUUUGGCUUUAUAAUGGCACUGUGUAAAGUUAUGUUUUGCUGUUGGUUUUUUUUUUCAAGCGGAGUAGAAAACUGUGUCUGUUUAGCCUCUCGAGUUAUGCAACGGACAAUUUUAUUGCAAAGUGUCCUGUUGAAUUUCUCGUUUUAUAAGAUACAUGUAUAUCUGUUCAAAAUUAGUCAAAUAUCAGCCAUUUUUGGCAGUGAUUUUGCCACUACAGUGCAUAUUUAGCUCCUUGUUUAAAAUUAACCAAAUCCAUCGGUGUGCACCGAAAUCUGGUCUUAAUUGUGCUCUUUAGCGGCGAAAUUUCAAUCAUCCCUUCUAUGAGCUCCCUCGGGCUCUGACCGCAUUUUCGCGCGCUCGAAUUCUCCUCCCUCCCUACCCUUGUAAGUUAUCAGUCAACCUCAUUUAGACCAUCUCUUUAGUGAAUUGGUUCUGCGUUGAGUCACUACAACAUGCAGAUUAUAUAAAUAACGAGACGCCUAAAAGUUGUCCCCGUGCGAAUGCAUUGGUGUAUACAGGCAUAAAAUGCCUUUUGAUAGAGGUUGGAAAAAUGUUAUUUGAAAAGGGUUUUUUCUGUCUGCCUACAGUCCCCGUAUAAUCGCUAUUUUUGCUCUAAAUUCCGCUCAUAGGUUCUCAAAUUAAAAAGCUUUUAUACCUCUAAAUGGAACUCAGUGUUUAUCGGCAACCGUAAUUUUCCUGUUUGUCUCAGCAAACUCAGUUCGGCUGUGAUGAACAACUGCCCCGAAUAAUGUCCCUGCAAUGAAAACGUAGCUUGCGUUGCAGACGUAACGUAACCAAACCGCGGCAAGAAACGUCUGCGAAACAGCGCCCAAAUUCUUUGCUCUAGGCCACCCGUACCAGGAUUUUAGUACACGCCAAGACUGGCCUGUUAGAGAAGCCAUUGCCAAUUCACCAAUCAUAUUGAAAGGAAGUUCAAAACACACUUUCGGUAACUCGUUGAAUCCCGUAGGGGUCCAGAAAAAGAAUCUCACCGCUGCUUUGCAGACGUUACUAACCGGGGUUAGAUUACGUCGCCGUUUUAGGCUAUGAAAACCAAACCUCGUAACUGCAGCAGGAUUAGCUCAGUCAGUAAAGCGCUUGACUGCAGAGCGGACGGUCGCGAGUUUGAUUCCCCGAGUCGCACCAAUGUUCAGGGUCUUAGAAACGAAGGUACUCCCUUUGCACUGCAAGCGGCUAGACCUUCGCGUAAAAUGGCCACGUAAAAUGGCGAUCUUGUCUCCAUUUGGAGACGUCAAAAUAGUGUCCCCAAUUAGUUCUUCGUGCUGAAUACAUUGACACUCAAAUAAAGUGCAUUUUUUAACAAUAUUGAAUUCCUCAAAUUAUGUUUUAUUGUCGUUAGGUUGAUGUCUACAGCUUUGGUGCUCUUCUUUGCGAAAUGUGCAUCCGACAACUUCUAGAUCCUCAAAGGCGUAACGAACAAGUGGUGCUUGUAACGAACGGUGUGUUUCGUGGUCUGGUGCGGCGAUGCAUGCAAAGAGAGCCUGGGGCGAGACCAACCAUGCAGGAGAUAAUCGAUGAACUGAAGGAAUUCGAUCCUAUCUCUUAA
Messenger RNA from Porites lobata, 2112 nucleotides. The record is from the annotation of a GenBank genome assembly. Lineage: Eukaryota; Metazoa; Cnidaria; Anthozoa; Scleractinia; Poritidae.